Molecule: messenger RNA, 246 nt
Organism: Caenorhabditis remanei
Lineage: Eukaryota; Metazoa; Nematoda; Chromadorea; Rhabditida; Rhabditidae
Exons: 3
Coding region: 1-246 (81 amino acids)
Source: RefSeq, a predicted model, not a curated record
AUGCUCUCCUUCGUGCACACCCUUAUCCUUGCUCUCCUUUGCUCCAUCGUUUUUGUUGAAGCCAUGCCAAGCAUGCGACCAGCGAAGAAGGCUAUGCGCAACUCGUUGGUGCGGUUCGGAAAGCGAGCUGAUCCAGUUGUGUCGGACGAUGUCUUCCUAGGCGAGUCGUACGGAUCUGUUGACCCGUAUGAAUAUGUUCCGGAGCACAUGUCCAACCGGGGCGCUUCUUCAGUCCUGCUCUACUAA